This is a messenger RNA of Populus nigra (black poplar), 1470 nucleotides long. Its product is annotated as chaperone protein dnaJ 10-like. Bases 210 to 1220 code for a protein of 336 amino acids. NCBI's taxonomy places the organism in Eukaryota, Viridiplantae, Streptophyta, Magnoliopsida, Malpighiales, Salicaceae. The record is from RefSeq and is a predicted model, not a curated record. The transcript is spliced from 10 exons.
CUUAUCCGUAGCUGACCGACACGUUAAAAUCUCCAUUCUGUUAGAUUCUUUCUCGCUUCCUUUGAUCUUCAGUACUUCUUCUCUGCAAGAAACUAGCAAGUCUCCCUGUCUUUGCAAUCCCAUCUCAAAUUUCUCUUCGCUGAUUCUCAGUCUUCGUUUCUCUGAUCCUAUCAUGUGGUUCUCCUAAAGCAAGAUUAAAAGCAAAACCAAUGGUCAAAGAUUCAGCCUUUUAUGACCUUUUGGGGGUUAAGGUCGAGGCGACACCGGCAGAGAUCAAGAAGGCUUACUAUGUCAAGGCAAGGAUAGUUCAUCCAGAUAAAAAUCCUGGAGAUCCAAAAGCUGCAGAAAAUUUUCAGAUGCUCAGUGAAGCAUACCAGAUCUUAAGUGAUCCCCAGAAGCGUGAAAAAUAUGACAUGUAUGGAAAGGAAGCAAUAACACAGGAAUCCAUGGUGGAUCCUUCAGCUGUCUUUGGAAUGAUGUUUGGGAGUGAAUUAUUUGAAGAUUACAUUGGCCAACUUGCAUUGGCGACAAUAGCAUCUCUUGAAAAUGAAGGAGGCAUACAGAAUAUGGAAAUGAAGAUGAAGGUGCUGCAGAGAGAAAGAGAAGAAAAGCUUAUAACAAUUCUCAAAAAUUGCCUUGAAAAAUUUGUUGAGGGCCGGGAAAAUGAGUUUACAAAUUGGGCAAAGUCAGAAGCACGCCGCCUCUCUGCAGCUGCAUUUGGCGAGGCUAUGCUGCACACCAUUGGCUAUAUCUACACAAGGAAAGCUUCUAAGGAGCUUGGAAAGGACAAACGGUUUAUGAAGGUACCAUUUUUCGCAGAAUGGGUACGAGAUAAAGGACACCUGAUAAAAUCACAAGUAAUGGCAGCUUCAGGUGCUGUUUCCUUAAUUCAAAUACAGGAGGAGUUGAAGAAUUUGAAUGGAGUAGAAAACCAAGAAGAGAGCAUGCAGAAAAUCCUUGAAGAUAAGAAGGAUGCUAUGCUUCAAUCACUUUGGCAGAUCAACGUGGUUGAUAUUGAACUUACCUUAUCACGUGUUUGCCUGGAAGUACUUAUAGACCCUAGCGUGUCCCGUGAUGUUCUGAAGUCACGAGCUAAAGGAUUGAAAAAACUUGGAACAAUCUUCCAAUCUUCUUCCCAGGGUGCCAAAGCUGCAUACAGUCGGGAAAACAGUUUGCGCCAUGAAAAAGACCAGGCAAUGAACGCCGGUUCAUCAUCAUAGUUAUAUUGAUUGAUACUUAGCGGUUCCCAUUUUGUCGUCUCUAUAAAUAAACGUGUAGUAUCCACUGUGUUUGGUUUUGUAUCUGCUGUCAUACCUGUCUGCUGUACUUCGAACACCGAGUUCACUACCUGCAGCAUUCUGUUAUAUAGGAUGGUCUUGAUUCAUGUUAGUCAUUGUAGAAUCUGAAUGAGCCUUUGCAUUAUCAUGUACGAUCCAAAUAUUUCUAAUUUAAUGCGCAUUUCCUGUUCCA